AUGCGUCAAAUUUUCAGCUUGUUGUUGCUUCUUACAGCAGCCAUAGUCAGUGCAGACGAAAUAUUUGUCAGCCCAGGUCCAUCAGUCUCUCAGAACAAUCCGACAACUGGAAAUGCUAUUCACCCUUUACGCUCAAGAUUUCAUGUUGCCUGGGAGGGAACGAAUCUUACAAGAUCCAUAUCCGUGGUUUUGUUCCAGUACCACGGGAAGGAGCUAAUAUAUCCAUUUGAAUAUGUCGUGCAAUCAACGGACUGGACUGUCAGUACAGACAAAAACCUCUCAUUCUCGCAUCUGUUCCUCUUCAAUCUCUUCUACGACGGAGAGAUCAACCCUGUUGCCGUUAGCGAGACCUUCAACAUUACAGACACGAGCUCAACUUCCACCACUAGUUCGACGAGUUCCACAAGCAGUUCCACUUCUGCGGCUAGCACUAGGAUGAGUUCCACGACAUCAAGCACAGACGGAUUCACGACAGCCACGUCAAGCACAGGGCCGGCUUCAGACAGGAAUGAAAACGGCGGGCUGACCACUGGCGCGAAGAUUGGUAUCGGCGUCGCCGUUCCUGCAGUUGCUCUGCUUGGAGUCGUCGCAGGCUGGUUCCUCUUCAGACAUCGAGCGAAGAAGCAACUUACCCAACAACAACAACUACAACAGCAGCAGCAGCAGGCGCAGUAUCAACAGCAGCAAUACCAAGCCCCAAUGUAUCACACUCAGGCGCCCGAUUACCAGAAAUCUAUGGAGGGCCAUAUACCGGGACAACUGUCCGAGUUGAACGCCGCGCCGCCUGCGACGCCGCAAGAACUAUACGGUGGUUCGGCGAGUCACUGA
Molecule: messenger RNA, 828 nt
Organism: Truncatella angustata
Lineage: Eukaryota; Fungi; Ascomycota; Sordariomycetes; Amphisphaeriales; Sporocadaceae
Exons: 2
Coding region: 1-828 (275 amino acids)
Source: RefSeq, a predicted model, not a curated record